Molecule: messenger RNA, 1075 nt
Organism: Myxocyprinus asiaticus (Chinese sucker)
Lineage: Eukaryota; Metazoa; Chordata; Actinopteri; Cypriniformes; Catostomidae
Product: prepronociceptin-like
Exons: 3
Coding region: 163-885 (240 amino acids)
Biological process (GO): neuropeptide signaling pathway; sensory perception; chemical synaptic transmission
Cellular component (GO): plasma membrane; neuronal cell body; dendrite
Molecular function (GO): opioid receptor binding
Source: RefSeq, a predicted model, not a curated record
UAAAGAUUGGACAUAACCGCCACACUUCAGGGACUGAAAGUGAGCGAGAGAUCGAGUUUAACCUCUAUCACAGACUGCAGGUAACACAAGUGAACCCAGUGGCUGCUCUGACUAAGUUCCUGCUCGGUUUGUUUAUUCCGGUGUAUAUUCUGUCAAGAAGUCAUGAAGACCCCAUUUUGGACCUUGUUACUCUUAAGCUUGUGCGUCUCGGGUCAUAGUAACUGCCAAGGGGACUGUUUAACCUGUGGACUCCUCCUACCUGAACAUCAAGCAUUUAAUACAUUGGUAUGUAUCUUAGAAUGUGAGGACCAGGCAUCCCCAGCCUUGACUUGGGAUUUGUGUUACCAAGCAGCGGGUCUGAACCAGUUUCCCCUACCAUUACAGCAGAAGGAAACAUCAAAGCGCUCUGAGAAUGAAGUGGAGCCUCUGGCCACAGUGAGCAUAGAGAAUGAUAAUGGUGUGGAGUAUACCGAGGCUUUGGAACGGUUUCGACACGCAGCGCAAGCUCUCGGCAGCCAGCAGCCUUCAGAGGAGGAGACCUCACAGAUACUCGGAAUUUCAUAUGAUCCAGAUCUUGACCCUGGGACAGAGCAGGAACAGGAUGGUGUUGAUAUGGGAGAGGAGAAGAGUGGCGAGGCGGCCGUCAGUUUAUCCAAACGAUUCGGAGGCUUUAUGAAAGGCCGCCAUGGGUUCCGAAAGUUGGUGAGCUCUGGAAGGUCUUUGCAGAAACGCUAUGGUGGUUUCAUAGGGAUCCGGAAGUCUGCCCGCAAGUGGAACAACCAGAAGCGUGUGAGUCAAUUACUGAGGCAGUACCUGAGCUUGACAGGCCGCUCAGGUCGAUCGGGCCGCAUCUCUGCCAGAAACCGAAGACAGAAUGAAGUGUAGUACAGCCUCUGGUCUUUUCACUUACCUCAACUCGACUGCUCAUCAGCCAUCAGUAACUGUGACCAUCUAUCAUGCACCACAGCCGAUAACAAGAUAAAUCUGUGUUUAAUGACCAAACAAGGGGAAUAUUUUUCAUGACAUUUCCAUGGUGCCGUUCCUGACAUAAAUCAUUAUUAGGCUAAAUGUUGCU